Molecule: messenger RNA, 1218 nt
Organism: Colletotrichum godetiae
Lineage: Eukaryota; Fungi; Ascomycota; Sordariomycetes; Glomerellales; Glomerellaceae
Exons: 2
Coding region: 1-1218 (405 amino acids)
Biological process (GO): retrograde vesicle-mediated transport, Golgi to endoplasmic reticulum
Cellular component (GO): endoplasmic reticulum; SNARE complex
Molecular function (GO): SNAP receptor activity
Source: RefSeq, a predicted model, not a curated record
AUGUCCUUCGAAGGUCUGCAGGAGCGCCUCACGGCCCUGCAAGAGACCACGACCCAGCUCAAGGAGCUCAUCGACCGGCUCCAGAACCUCAAAUUCCAGCCGGGAUCGGUCCCACUCGGCGGCACGGAUGAAGAGAACAGCGUCAGCGCGGAGUUGAGCUCGGAAAUCAGCCAGAUCCUCCGGGAAGAGGAGGACGAGCUGGAGCUUCUCGGGGAGGAGGUUGAGGAUCUCAGGGACGGCAGGCCGGGGAGCGAGGUGGAGCACACAAAACUUCGUCUCAAGGAUGGCGUGGAGAGGUUGAAGCAGGAGAUCAAGAGUUCACGAAUCACCUUCCGCAAGGCGCAAAUCACAGCUCGGCGCAACCUGUCCCAGGCCCAGCGCCUGGAGCGCGAACUCCUCAUCCAAUCCUACUCGCAGCCCGUCUCCGAAGCGUCCUCCCCGUCCCUCAGCGCGCAACAGAAGUCCGACACCGUCCACCACCGACAGGUCCGCCAACCAAACAACACGAGCUCCCUGACAGAAGAGGACAGGCAAACGGUCGGCGCCAGCGGCAACGUCACCAGCGCGCUGCGGCGCACGCACGACCUCAUCGCGGCGGAGCUGGCCCGCAGCGAGUUUGCGCACCAGACGCUGACCGAGUCCUCGGCGGCCUUGGCGCAGCUCGACGACUCGUACGGUUCGCUCGACACGAUGCUGGCGAGUUCCAAGGACCUGCUGGGCACACUGCUCCGCUCGAACAAGAGCGACACGUGGUACCUUCAGACAGCGCUCUACAUGCUCAUGGCGACGGGUGCGUGGCUGCUGUUCCGGAGGUUGCUGUACGGACCGAUGUGGUGGCUGGUUUGGCUGCCAUUGCGUCUGGUAUAUAACCUCACCGUUGGCGGCGGCGGAGCGGUGGUCAAGUACGCCGGAUCCGGAAGCCCGUCAGAGGCCGUCGUGGUCAACGAGGGCAGAAUUGACGUCGAGGGUUUGCCGGACGAGUCGUUGCCUACCAUUGAAGUCGGACGUGAGCCGCAACGAUCGGCGGUCGGUGGAGAUCCCGAAUCACUGGUUGAGAAGGUGGGUAAGAUUGUGGAGGAGAUGCCGGCAGAGAUCGGCGAGGAGACGAUGAUAGACGAACGCGAGCCGCUAGAGGGUGAGGCUAUCGUUGACCAGGUGCCUGGCGACGAGCUGAAGCAAGGGGCGCAAGAAGAGAUUAUGCAGCGAGACGAGCUCUGA